Molecule: messenger RNA, 6297 nt
Organism: Chinchilla lanigera (long-tailed chinchilla)
Lineage: Eukaryota; Metazoa; Chordata; Mammalia; Rodentia; Chinchillidae
Gene: Esr1
Product: estrogen receptor 1
Exons: 9
Coding region: 308-2101 (597 amino acids)
Biological process (GO): steroid hormone receptor signaling pathway; regulation of DNA-templated transcription
Cellular component (GO): nucleus
Molecular function (GO): sequence-specific DNA binding; zinc ion binding; steroid binding
Source: RefSeq, a predicted model, not a curated record
GCAACCCUAUGACGCAGCACAGCGAGGGUUGUUUCCUCACUCACAAGUCUUUGUGGAAGUUGGAACUGUGGUCUUUUUCCCACUGGCUUGAGGAAGAGCCCACUUGUAGUCAUGGUCAGAACUGAUAUACGGAAUCUGAUUUUCAAGAAAACUCUCAGUUUUUCUGUUGGCAAAUGAUUGUUCUGUUGGAGAUUCUAGCUGGAAAAAUGAUUCCUCGGUCUCAGUCAGUUUUGACGGGUGGCCCGCGGGCUGCUGCGCCCUCCGCCGCGCGCCGGGACGGCCUGCGCCUCGCCGCCCGACGCUGACCAUGACCAUGACCCUCCACACCAAAGCCUCGGGCAUGGCCCUGCUGCACCAGAUCCAGGCGAGCGAGCUGGAGCCCCUCGGCCGCCCGCAGCUCAAGAUGCCGCUGGAGGAGCCGCAGGGCGAGGUGUUCCUGGACGGCGGCGGCAAGCCCGCGGUCUUCAACUACCCCGAGGGCGCCGCCUACGAGUUCAACGCCGCGGCCGCCGCCUCCGCGCCGGUGUACGGCCAGCCCGGCCUGGCCUACGGCCCCGGGUCCGAGGCGGCCGCGGCGUUCGGCCCCGGCGGCCUGGGGGGCUUCCCGCAGCUCAGCAGCGUGUCCCCGAGCCCGCUGAUGCUGCUGCACCCGCCGCCGCAGCUCUCGCCCUUCCUGCACCCGCACGGCCAGCAGGUGCCCUUUUACCUGGAGAACGAGCCGGGCGGCUACGCAGCGCGCGAGCCCGGCGCCCCCGCCUUCUACAGGCCAAAUUCAGGUAAUCGACGCCAGAGCGGCCGAGAGAGAUUGGCCAGUAGCAGUGACAAGGGAAGCAUGACCCUGGAAUCUGCCAAGGAGACCCGCUACUGCGCAGUGUGCAAUGACUACGCCUCUGGCUACCAUUACGGGGUCUGGUCCUGCGAGGGCUGCAAGGCCUUCUUCAAGAGAAGUAUUCAAGGGCAUAAUGACUACAUAUGUCCAGCUACCAACCAGUGCACGAUUGAUAAAAACAGGAGGAAGAGCUGCCAGGCCUGCCGGCUCCGCAAGUGCUACGAUGUGGGGAUGAUAAAAGGUGGGAUACGGAAAGACCGAAGAGGAGGGAGAAUGUUGAAAUACAAGCGACAGAGAGAUGAUGAGGAGAGGAGGAAUGAGAUGGGGCCUUCUGGAGACAUGAGAGCUUCUAACCUUUGGCCAAGCCCUCUUGUAAUUAAGCACACCAAGAAGAACAGCCCAGCCUUGUCCUUGACAGCUGAUCAGAUGGUCAGUGCCUUGAUGGAGGCUGAGCCCCCCUUACUCUAUUCUGAGUAUGAUCCCACCAAACCCUUCAGUGAAGCUUCCAUGAUGGGCUUAUUGACCAACCUGGCAGACAGGGAGCUGGUUCACAUGAUCAACUGGGCAAAGAGGGUACCAGGCUUUGGGGAUUUGACCCUCCACGAUCAGGUCCAUCUUCUGGAAUGUGCCUGGCUAGAGAUCCUGAUGAUUGGUCUGGUCUGGCGCUCCAUGGAGCACCCUGGGAAGCUCCUGUUUGCUCCUAACUUGAUCUUGGACAGGAAUCAAGGUAAAUGUGUAGAGGGUAUGGUGGAGAUCUUUGACAUGUUGCUGGCGACAUCAACUCGACUCCGUAUGAUGAAUCUGCAGGGAGAGGAGUUUGUGUGCCUCAAAUCUAUCAUUUUGCUUAAUUCUGGAGUGUACACCUUUCUGUCCAGCACCUUGAAGUCUCUGGAAGAGAAGGACCAUAUCCACCGGGUCCUGGACAAGAUCACAGACACUUUGAUCCACCUGAUGGCCAAAGCAGGCCUGACUCUGCAGCAGCAGCAUCGCCGCCUGGCUCAGCUCCUCCUCAUCCUCUCCCACAUCCGGCACAUGAGUAACAAAGGCAUGGAACAUCUGUACAGCAUGAAGUGCAAGAACGUGGUGCCCCUGUACGACCUGCUGCUGGAGAUGCUGGAGGCCCAUCGCCUGAAUACGCCCUCCAGCUCCAUGGGCGGGUCCUCAGAGGAGCCCAACCAGAGCCAGCUGGCCACCAUGGGCUCCUCUUCAGCACAUUCCUUGCAAACAUACUACAUCACCCAGGAAGCAGAGAAUUUCCCCAGCACAGUCUGAGAGCUCCUGGCCUCCCCAAGGUUCUGAGAAUCCCUGCAGCCUUGUAUCUGUCAUGCGUCAGUUUAGCAGAACCCUGUCUCCUGCGCACACUCCAGCAUGCACCCACUGCCAGUGGCUUUCUAGUAAGAGUGGCCAUUCGUUUGCUUGCUCAGUUCUUAGUGACCUGUCUCCUGCUGGGAACAGCCAGAGGGAUUCCAGGGCUACAUCUUGGUAACAGCUCCCUUUCCCCCUUUGCAACAUUAUGAGAAUGAGGAUUCCUGUGGCUCUUCACGACUGAACUCAGCCUAUGAGAUGACUGCAUUGAAGCUACUCAUUGAGACCCAGGCCUGGAGAAUAGACAUUUCACCUCUGCUAAGCACUUUGUAAUGGCUCCAAGAAUAAGCCUCAGGAAAGAAUUUGAAGUGGCUCCUUUAAUUGAUGACUUGGAGAAAGCUAACUCAAGGGUUUGUUAGAGCAUCCUCUUGUAUUCCUGUAGUAAUGCGCCACUUUGUUGAAGUGAUACUUUGGCCUUUUUGCUCCAUCGCAUGGCUUUAGCACGAUAUUUGGUGAUUGUCUGUUCAUUUGCCCUAUGAGAAUACCAGAUGCACACAGGGAAGGAAGAUCCCCUAACUGUCAAAAACCGUGGCAAUUUAAACACUGAACCUUCAAGUUUGUUCAAGUCUCCACUGCUGGCUUCCCACAGCACUACAUGCACAGGUCAUGGGUUCCAGGUGAUUUUUGCUUCUCAAGAACCUGUGGGAAACAGCAAGUUGAUUUCAGUUAAGUCACUCCCGCGUAGACCACUCUCCCCAUAUAAAGGGCAGGUUUUAGCUUUGGUUUUGUUUUUUUCCCUUUUAUAAAAGAAAGCCCUCCACCUCCCGAACUUGAAGCUUUAGGACGUCUUCUUGUGGGGUUUCACACUUACCAGCAGAGGGCGCUCUGCUUGGCGCUUCCUGUGUGGUUUAACCCUGAAUUAUUCAGAGCGCAGCCAUGAUCGAGGGCAGUUUAAAUGAGCGGGCACACGAGAGGGUUAAGUGAGAGAGAAACUGGAGGAAACUCUAUGGCAGGGUCACCCUUGCUCAGGGCGGCCAGAUUACAGGCUGCAGGUACCUCACAGAUCCUGCGUUGCACAGCAAGGCUGCCCUGGAGUCCACUGAGUGGUCUGCUUCUUGUUCAUCCCCAUGUGGCGCUGAUUGGAAGAAACGCAAGUAGACAACUGAAUUCUCAGCCCAGCACAUUCCAGGCAGGAGGGCAGGGAUUGGAAAACUCCCUCCCUCAGGCUGCCUGGACCUGGUCAGACUAUACAUGCCCUUGGUUAUUCGGAGAUCUUCCAAAAAUCAGCUAGUGAUUUUGGGAAGAAAAUAUCCCCGCCCCUCAGCCUCACCCCCAGCUCACAUCCCUAAAUUUCAUACGCCAGCGGAAUAAGACCAGACUUGGUCUACAAGAAUUUUUUGACCAGCGGGCUAAAAAAAGAAAGUAUUGGCCCAGCUACAGGGUUGCCUUCCCGGCCUUUGCUUCUCCAGUGCAAUUCUGAGUCAUUUCCUUUUCUUAAUGAAAAAGAAAAUUCGGUUUCCUUCCCUGAUUUCAUGGUCUGUAAUUCAAACCCCAUCAAGAGGUGAGAUAAGAGCCAACAGCCCAGGUGAGCGGCGAGCCUUCUCUCGGUAUGUUCUGUUUGGGAAAGUGGAUUUCCUUAAUUUCUGGUUUCCCAGAGAAGGGACUACCAAAAGACGGGAACCAGGAGGGCCAAAAAUUUUUUUAAAAAGGUUUUUUUCAUAUAUGUGCAUCUAAAUUUGGGGGCAAUUUUAUAUAUCUAUGCUAAGAAUACAUUUAAGAACAUAAUUCUUUUGUUGUUUGUUUUUGAAGCACCUUAUAUAGUAUAAUAUAUAUAUUUUUUUGAGAUUGCAUUGCUUGUUUAUCAGACAACUGAAUGUAAUAAUUCUUUUCUGGAUUUAAUUUGACUGGGUUAACGUGCAAAAACCAAGGAAAAAUAUUUCGUUUUUUGUAUACUUUUCAAGCUACCUUGUCAUGUAUGCAGUUUUGAUGCCUGAAGUCUGGUGAUUAUUCAUUUAAAUGAAGAUCACAUUUCAUAUCAACUUUUGUAUCCACAGUAGACAAAAUAGCGCUAAUCUACAUGCCUAUUGUUGGAUAUUGAAUGACAGACAAUCUUAUGUAGCAGAGAUUAUGCCUGAAAAGGAAAAUUAUUCAGGGCAGCUAAUUUUGCUUUUACCAAAAUACCAGUAGUAAUAUUUUUGGACAGUAGCUAAUGGGUCAGUGGGUUCUUUUUAAUGUUUGUACUGAGAUUUUUCUUUUAAAAAAUAAAAUAAAAAAGCAACAAAAAAAAACAACCUCUAGGACUAUAGAUGAUGUAAUACCAGCUAAAUCCAAACAAUAAUGCAGCAGAAGGUUUUACAUUAUUCAUCUACUGUGUUCGUAUUCAUGUUAAGGUACUACUACAUUUGAAAUGGGCAGAGAACAUCAGAUGGCUGAAAUGUUAGCCCAAGAGUUUCAAACAUCUUUGGAAAUCUCUUUUUGUUCUUAUUUGAAGUGCCAAUAAUGAGCUGCUGAUACUUUUCAGCUGAUGUUGCUGUAGGGCAUAGGGGGCACCCUGGAAAUCUGCGCCCCUGAUUUUCCUCCACUUUGAGGCAAAUGAAGCUUGAAACACACGAUCUACUUGGAGGGUUAAGAUAGAGUGGGGAAGUGAGUUUGGAAAUUUGAAGAAUGGGAAAUCUGGGAGUAAGACUUUCAAAAGCUUCUGGCACCUGGGGUCUGUACCAGGUUUCAGAAUUCCAUUUCUGCACUGUAUCCAAAAUAACUAGCUCCAGUGACUGCCGUUUCCAACAUGGCAGCUUGAGUUCUUGAGAAGAAAGAGGCAUAGGCAGAGAAGGCCAAAGAAUAGCUAGAGGUCUGCGUUUGUAACCAUUGCCUAGCUGGCUGCAGUGAUUUUGUAAUACGAUCAUGCAGCAAUAAGACAGACUAGGUCAUCCAAAGAGAAGAUCUCCAUUGAUACAGGUUGCAAAAUUCAGCCCCCAAGGAAGUGUAGCUUUUGAUUCCCUAGUAGUCUUGCAGAUGUCUUUAACCAUGCCAUAUCCUAUGCCUUUUGGGGACUGAAAAAGUAAGUGACUUACUGAUAAUUUACUUUUAAUCACAUAAAAACGUUCACACUUUGAAAUAGUAUAAAAUCAAAUGGUCAUUGAUUUAUAGCACCCUUGCUUCUACAUAAAACUAACUACAGAUCUCUUCCUGUUCAUAUUUUCCACCUUUGAGAUGGACUGUGGAUACUGGGAAUGAUCGCUAGGACCAUAGUAAUGUCCAAUAUUCACAGGCAGAUCUGCUUGGGGAAAUUAGUUUGUUCAAAGGCAGAUAGACAUACAGUAGCUUGUUAGGCAAUCAUGAUUCUUUUUGGUGCAAGUCUUGGGCGGUUGAUCCAGAUUACACUGCACACAUUUUAGAUUAACCCCCUGAAAAUGUACUCAUUCUCACCUGGAGGAAAUGGAUUUAACUGUGGUCCCAAAUAUCCAUCUUUUCAUUAGUGUGAUUGCGCUCUGUUCCUAGCUUCAUUUUUCCAUUUAAAGUGUGAGCUCCUCUUAAGUCACUUAAAAUUGUUUCCUAAGUAAUUGCUGCCUCUAUUAUGAUGCUUCAAUUUUUGCACUGUUUUUCAGAGACUCAAAAAUUUCUAUUCUUUUUGUUUUUUUGUUUUUUCAUCCAAAUGUGCCUGAACUUUAAAAAUAUGUAAAUGCUGCCAUGUUUUAAAUUCAUCUUUCAUGUGUGUGUAUGUGUGUACAGAGCUGUGCACCCUGGAAAUAACAUAUAGUCCCAUGAGCAGGUGCCUAAGACAUAGACCCCUUUGCAUUGACAGAGAGGUCAUUGGUCAUAGAGACUUGAAUUAAUAAGUGACAUUAUGCCAGUUUAUGUUCUCUCACAGCUUAUAAACAAUGCUUUUUUGUGCACUACAUACUCUUCAGUGUAGAGCUCUUGUUUUUUGGGAAAAGGCUCAAAUGCCAAAUUGUGUUGGAUGGAUCCAUAUGCCCUUCUGCUGAUGCUACUAUUAUUGAUGUGAUUCCGUUCUGUCACAGCUUUGCUUUGUUUAAUGAAACACACUUGUAAACCUCUUUUGCACCUUGAAAAUGUAAAGAAUCCAGCGGGACACUUGAGCACUUCUAAGCCAAUUUUCUCAACCUAUUUGAUGUUCAAAUAAAGAAUAAAGACAACAGAUUUCA